Rhinichthys klamathensis goyatoka is the source of this 3465-nucleotide messenger RNA. It is a transcript of the gene rps6ka3a, whose product is annotated as ribosomal protein S6 kinase a, polypeptide 3a. Lineage: Eukaryota; Metazoa; Chordata; Actinopteri; Cypriniformes; Leuciscidae. The transcript has 22 exons. The coding region runs from base 281 to 2482 and encodes 733 amino acids. Gene Ontology annotation, biological process: protein phosphorylation; intracellular signal transduction. Gene Ontology annotation, molecular function: magnesium ion binding; ATP binding; ribosomal protein S6 kinase activity. The record is from RefSeq and is a predicted model, not a curated record.
UUCUGACAGACAGGUGAACGGGGCGACGACGCCAUGUUGAGCGAAAACGGAAGUGUAUUACUCUGCUGUUAAAACAUAUUUCGAAUGUUUGUGAAGAGGAACCGGACACUUUAGCAGUAAAACAAACUGCCUUGGAGGCAUUUGAACGGAUAUUCCUCUUUAAUUUACGUGCCAGAAAAGGACCGUUCUUUUUGUGGGACUCUUUUGUGCAACUUUACACUGACUGACAGCGUCAAAUCACUUCACGGGGUGAUCGUAAGUGAAAGAUCGGGACUUAAAGAUGCCACUGGCACAGUUUGCAGACCCCUGGCAGAAGCUGCCCGUGGGGCAUAUGGAGAAUGAGGAUGACUCCAUGGUAGAUGAUGAUGGUCCUGUUCAAGAGGAGGGCUCUGUCAAGGAAAUCAGCAUCACUCACCAUGUCAAGGAGGGUUCGGAGAAAGCGGACCCACGACAGUUUGAGCUCUGCAAGGUUCUGGGCCAGGGAUCUUUUGGCAAGGUUUUCCUAGUCAAGAAGAUAACUGUGCCCGAUGCAGGACAGCUCUAUGCUAUGAAAGUGCUAAAGAAAGCUACACUGAAAGUACGAGAUCGAGUGCGUACAAAGAUGGAGAGAGACAUCCUAGUUGAGGUCAACCAUCCUUUUAUUGUUAAACUGCACUAUGCAUUUCAGACAGAGGGUAAACUCUAUCUGAUUCUGGACUUCCUCAGAGGAGGAGAUCUCUUCACUCGCCUGUCCAAAGAGGUUAUGUUUACAGAGGAGGAUGUAAAGUUCUACCUUGCAGAACUGGCUUUGGCUUUGAACCAUUUACAUGGACUGGGAAUCAUCUACAGAGAUCUUAAACCAGAAAAUAUUCUUUUGGAUAAUGAUGGACACAUCAAACUUACAGACUUUGGGUUGAGUAAAGAGUCCAUUGACCAUGAGAACAAGGCUUAUUCAUUUUGUGGUACGGUGGAGUAUAUGGCUCCGGAGGUUGUCAACCGCAGAGGUCAUACCCACAGUGCUGAUUGGUGGUCCUAUGGCGUUCUAAUGUUUGAAAUGCUGACUGGAACACUUCCAUUCCAAGGAAAAGACCGCAAGGAAACCAUGACAAUGAUCUUAAAGGCUAAGCUAGGAAUGCCUCAGUUUCUCAGCCCCGAGGCCCAGUCUCUGCUCCGCAAUCUGUUCAAGAGGAAUCCUGGCAACCGCUUAGGAGCUGGGCCUGAUGGAGUAGAAGAGAUCAAAAGACAUUCAUUCUUCAACACAAUUGACUGGAAUAAAUUAUUCAGAAAGGAAUUGCCUCCUCCCUUUAAACCAGCCAUCCAGAGGCCAGACGAUACAAUCUACUUUGACUCAGAAUUCACUGCCAAAACCCCUCGAGACUCUCCUGGUAUCCCUCCAAGUGCCAAUGCUCAUCAGCUCUUCAGAGGGUUUAGCUUUGUUGCUACGGGAGUAGAAGAGGAGAGCCAGCCGCCCAUUCAGAGCAACAUCAACUUGAGUGGCAUACUGCAGCAACCCUACCGGAGCACGCUUCAGUUCACGGAUGUGUAUGAUGUUAAAGAAGACAUUGGUGUGGGCUCCUAUUCCAUCUGCAAGCGCUGUGUGCACAAGAGCUCAGCAAUGGACUAUGCAGUUAAGAUUAUCAAUAAGGAGAAGAGAGAUCCAGCAGAGGAGGUUGAGAUUCUGCGGCGAUAUGGACAACAUCCUAACAUCAUUACUCUGAAGGACGUAUUCGACGAGGGGCGAUCAGUGUACCUGGUCACAGAGUUGAUGAAAGGUGGAGAACUACUGGAUAAAAUCCUCCGACAAAAGUUUUUCUCUGAGAGAGAGGCCAGCGCUGUCCUCCACACCAUUACAAAGACUGUUGAAUAUCUGCAUGCCCAAGGGGUAGUACACAGAGACCUAAAGCCCAGUAAUAUAUUGUAUGUGGAUGAAUCGGGCAACCCAGAAUCAAUCAGGAUCUGUGAUUUUGGUUUUGCCAAACAACUUAGAGCAGAAAACGGGCUGCUGAUGACACCAUGCUACACUGCUAACUUUGUGGCUCCAGAGGUCCUGAAGAAGCAAGGCUAUGAUGCAGCUUGUGAUAUAUGGAGUCUGGGAGUUCUCCUUUAUACCAUGCUUACAGGGUUCACUCCAUUUGCUAAUGGGCCGGAAGAUACACCGGAAGAAAUUCUGGCUCGGAUUGGCAGUGGGAAAUUUUCCCUGACUGGUGGAUACUGGAAUUCUGUAUCAAUUGAGGCAAAGGACCUGGUAUCAAAGAUGCUUCACGUUGACCCUCAUAAGAGAUUGACCGCUGCUCAAGUUCUUCGUCACCGAUGGAUAAUCAACAAGGACCAGCUACCCAAAUACCAACUCAACCGCCAGGACGCCCCUCAUCUAGUGAAGGGAGCGAUGGCGGCCACCUAUUCAGCCCUAAACAGAAAUGUUUCUCCCGUACUGGAGCCGGUGGGUUGCUCCACACUUGCUCAGCGCCGUGGUGCCAAAAAGCUGACCUCUACCGCCCUGUGACCAUUCAGAUCUAACCCCAAACUACAAAUGGCACAUACGUUUGUGAGAUAUCUGGCACUUCUAGCGUUGUCAUGUAAUGGCAGUCCAUCAUCGCUGCAUCACCAUGUAGAAUAUUAUACAACUCUUGGGAGAAUGUUAAAUUCAUGUACAAUUGUUUUAUGAAAAUACUCUAGAAAUUUACUUCAUAUGGGAUUAUAUAUGAAUAUAAAAGUAUUUCUGUUGAGUCUGUGUGGAGAUUAUCAUGCAUUAUGUUAAGAGACUGUGAUACAGUUUGUUUUCUGUAUUAUGGUGAUGUCAUGUCUAGAGACUGCAUGGAACUGUACUAUUGCUAGCAUCACCAAUCAUAGCUGUGCCCACCCUCUUCAAGACAGACCUCACAUGCUGAAAUGGCUUGCUCAAGCAUUUCUUUUUAAGAGAAAGAGCAAUCAGUUAGUGAUGCCACUAUAUGCAACUUCAGAUGGUUUAAACAUGGCACAGUGUUGAAACCAUUUGUGAAAUCAAAGAGAACUAUGCAAGUAAACUUACAAUCCUUAUUGUAUGUCCCUAGAAACGUAGAGUGAAUGUCACAAACCAAGUAUUUCGUGUUAAUAUAGUGUUUUAAUUGGGCAAAGUGGUCCAAAAACCCUUUGUCAUGCACAUGUGUCUUAAAGGGCAUUUGAUUUACAAAAAAUGCAAUCAUAUAGCGACCUCAUUCUUGGAAUCUUUUUCCUCUCCAGCAGACCAAUAUAAUAGCUGUUUAUCAGAACUAAUAUCAGACAAAUUGUAUGCUGUAUCUUUUCUUAAUGGCUAUGGUAAAAUUGUGUAGAAGGUGACUGUAGGUGGCUAUAUUAGAAAAGGGCAGGGUUUUUUUGUUUUGUUUUUCACUGGGAAUGACCAAUAUACUGCUGUCUUACUCAAAGUGAUUUGUAACACUCCUCUUUUUGUAUUUCUUUGUUUAUUCUCUCCAUGAAAUUAAAGGGAAAUAUGCAGGCUGUAUCAACCAA